ACGAAAACUCGGCAGAUGUCUUGUUCGUCGACAUCCGUGUCAAGGGGCGUGUAAGGUAGUUACCCGUCCUUGUGAUUGACUCGCGCGAUAACCUUCUGGGCAGGAGCUUUUUCGACAUAUUCUCCUGCGUGCUGGACCUGAAUGAGGAGCAGCUGAUCAUCGGGCGCAUGAACAAAUGCCUCACUUACACGACCAUAGAGAGAGUCGUGACCAUCAACGGCAAGGAAAUCGAGGUCAGCGUGGACACGGGAUCCAACUUCUUCUUGGCAGGAAGCCUGGAGGCCGCGCAGGAACUCGAUCUGGCCCUCGAGGACAUUUCUCACUUGAACAUCGAGUACCGAGGAAUCAACAAGGACAGUGUCCUUCAGUAUCAGGCCAAGGAAGUGUGCCUUAAGGCCUUCGGGAGAGAGACGUACGGCGACUUCGAAUUGCGUCCGUCUGAGCUCGAGAUCUCGGGCUUGACCAUGGGGCUCUUGGCGCUGCAUGGCCUCGUCCUGCGCUUUGGCGGACACGGAUAGUUCGACAUAUCGCUGCCGGAGGUCCACUCCGAAUGAGCGUAGGCCUUGAAAGAAAGCUCCCGAGAGAGCGCAGAGCUGCGGCCUCGCGAGCAGGAUUCGGACAGCACUUCGAGCCAAGGAGGCGUCCCCGAGGCCCCUCGCGCGCAAGUCCUCGAGGAAAAGUGGCAAGACGGGCGCCUUUAGAGCGAGCAGGACAACUCUCCGAGGCGAGGCGACGCCGCCGAGGCCCCCCGGCCGUGAGGACGCAGCCAAGGUGCCCCCACGCAGCAGAGCCUCCGGAUCCGAGAGGACGGCGGCCCGCGACCGCGCCGCCGCAGCUUCAUCAGGAUUGGCCUUUCUGGUUCGACUGAGUUCGAUCAACUUUGACGUGGUUUGCAUUGCAUGUCUGUAUAUGCGUAA
This is a messenger RNA of Penaeus monodon (black tiger shrimp), 917 nucleotides long. RefSeq lists its product as uncharacterized. The record is from RefSeq and is a predicted model, not a curated record. NCBI's taxonomy places the organism in Eukaryota, Metazoa, Arthropoda, Malacostraca, Decapoda, Penaeidae. The coding region runs from base 168 to 518 and encodes 116 amino acids. The transcript has 2 exons.